AGAUAUGUUCCAGACAACUCUCAUUAGUCAGUUAGUUGUUUUGGGUUGGACCGUCCCUGGCAGGAAAAAGGCCGAGCACCUUUUGCACGCUAAAGAGUGCAACAUCGUGAUCAUGGCUCUUGGGCAUGAACUUGGAAUCAGAAUCGUACCGAAGUCUGGGUUUCCCGCAAAUAUUUUACGAGCGAAGAAGAUCAACGUCAUUGAGGACGCAACAAGUUGAUACGUCUAACGAUGGCCCUUUUACCGUGGAGAAUGACGUUGAUGUGUCAAUUGUCUCGAUGGAGUCUGAGUCCACACUUAGUCCACUGGUGGAUGUAAUCAUGAGAGAAGCUCCCUCCAUGUCCAUGGCCGACCUUCGACAUGAGUGCAAUGAACACUCGAACAGUAACCGACCGUCAGAAUUGACGGUACCGGAUGUCAAUGCAGAUCAAUCAUCUCAAAUGAUAGCGAAUGAGUCUACUAGCAGCAAUGAGUUGAUGCUAAUAGAGACAAAUUUCGAUGGUCUAAUUCGAAUGGAGUUCCCAGAGGCGGUCGCGACUUUUCAGGAAGGGGUUUAUAAUGACUAUGAAGAUGACCCGCACGCAGUUACAAGUUCCUGGCCCGAAGAAGUGACAGAUAACACGAAUGAGACAGAAGAACCUUCAUUGGAACUUCCAUCGAAAAGCCAAAACGCCACAGCGAAGAGGAAAACUUACGUGAGGGAGGAUAUGCACUUCAUCCUCGUACACGGCGACGCGCUUGUACUAUCUGGAGAUGACUUUGAAUACGCGAUUGAGAGAAAGGGAAUGGGAUUGUUGUUGGUUGGAUCUAUGUAGUUUUUAAGGAUUGUGUAUGUACCAUAAUAAAAUAUUAGCCUCAUCCACCUUUUCACCACUAGUCAGCACUGGAGUAAGCCAAUUUUCUCGAGGGCAUG
Molecule: messenger RNA, 913 nt
Organism: Lentinula edodes (shiitake mushroom)
Lineage: Eukaryota; Fungi; Basidiomycota; Agaricomycetes; Agaricales; Omphalotaceae
Exons: 4
Coding region: 126-815 (229 amino acids)
Source: RefSeq, a predicted model, not a curated record